This is a messenger RNA of Sinocyclocheilus grahami, 3610 nucleotides long. RefSeq names its product zinc finger CCCH domain-containing protein 7B-like. The transcript has 23 exons. The coding region runs from base 237 to 3125 and encodes 962 amino acids. Gene Ontology annotation, biological process: miRNA processing. Gene Ontology annotation, molecular function: metal ion binding; miRNA binding; protein binding. The record is from RefSeq and is a predicted model, not a curated record. Lineage: Eukaryota; Metazoa; Chordata; Actinopteri; Cypriniformes; Cyprinidae.
CGCGCUCGUCUCGCGGAAAAACGGUUAUCAGCUGGAAACAUUAGUCGGGUUCACAGCGAGGGAGCGGUGCAUGUUCACACACAUUUGGCAGAUGUCUUGAGACUGACCAGCUAAUGAUCUGUCAGUCAUUCCGCUAAUGUUUUACACACAGACCGCCAAGGAAACACGCGCGGAACUCCGAGGAAAGCGCCUUUUUUCGCGAUUUUUCUCCAGACACAGGGUUGUGAUGGUCAAACAUGAGCGGUGAGCGUCAGAAGCGCCGGGAGGAGAUUCAGAGAGCGCUGAGCUUCAUCAAAUGUUCUCUGCCUUAUCCGGACCCUGAAGGCUAUGAGGGCUUUGUGGUUCAGCUGGUGUGUGAUCUCUUAGACGAGGGCAAUGCUGCGUUUCGAGAGGGCGACUGGACGCAGGCGCAUGAUCAUUUCAGCGAGGGCGUCAACGUGGCGCUUUACGCUCAAGUCGAGGGGCUGAACGUUCCCACCGCCCUGCUGGAGAGUCUGUACAUCAACCGCGCAGCCGUCCAUCAGAACAUGGGUGAGUUUGACAGCAGUGUGAAGGACUGCGAUCGCGCUCUGGAGGUGUGUAAGGACAGCGCUAAGGCGUUGUAUCGUAAGGCCGUGUGUCUGAAGGAGUCUGGGAAACUGAGAGAGGCGUACGACUGCAGCACUGCAUGUCUGCUGGCCUCACCGCAGGAUCAGACAAUCAGUAAUUUGUCCAAGGAAAUUGCAGCCAGUCUGGGCCUAAAAAACAGAAAAGCGUACAUCAGUUCUCACAGGGGGAAAGCAGCAGGUUCUGAGGACAACUCUGUUGCGCCAUCACCUUUAGAUGAGAUUUCUUCUGUUGGGCUGGAGGAAGUGACUGACUCCGCAGCUGACUCUGAUUGGCCAUCUCCCGUCUUACCCGCUCCGGUCCCCGUCAGUGACUCCCACGAGGCCCUGGGUCUGUCCGGAGCCGUGCCGCUCUCGGUGCCCGUGUCUCAGCCGCUGGAGGACAAUGAGCUGAUUGGAGACGAGCUGGACAGUCUGCUGGACUGCAUGUCUAAAGAGGAAGACGCAUCGCAGAGCGGAGUCGUUCCCAGCGCUCUGCUGUGUUUCUCAUCUCCUCGUCUUCCUCCUGCCUUCUUCUCGUCCGUCGGGAGUCAGUUGAACUCUCUUGACUCCUUCACUAAACCGGAGCUGAGCUCGGACUGCUCCAGUGGCGAUCUGGAUGCGUUGGACUACAUCUGUCCCUCCGGCGGCUCCGUGUCCCUGCAGCACCCUCUGGUGGUGGGAGGAGAUGUGCUCGAUUCGCUGUCUGAAUUCACUCUGCCAGGUGGGAAAGUCUGUCGCAGUUUUCUGCCGUCAGUCAAACUGACACAUUCUCCUCGUACGAGGAAUGGUCAUGUGACCUCGACUCUGUCCCGUCUGUGCAAGAACCCGCUGGAACAAACGCAUAAUUUCACUCAAGCCUGCAGCUGCUGCUUCAGGAGUACAGGUCCAGGUGUGCUGGAUUUUGAGUUCAGGACUGAUGUUUCUCACAGCUGUAAGAAGGAUCUUCUGCUGUGCAGGAGGAGGGGCGGGGCUAACUCACCCUGGAGGCGGAUUCGGCCCCGCCCAACUCACAACAACUUCCAGGCUGCUUUUGUGCUCUGUAGAGAGGUGUUGGAGAAUCAGGUGUGCAAGUAUGGAGAAGGCUGCACGUUUGCAUAUUGUCAAGAAGAGAUCGACGUGUGGACACAAGAGAGGCGGGGCUUACUGGUCAGAGAGCUGCUCUUCAAUCCGCUCUCGACCAAUGAGAGACAAGCACUCAGCGUCAUCGAACUUCUGAACAUACACACGGGCAUGUUCAUGUUCCUCUGUGAGGCCUGUUUUGACUGCAGACCCAGAAUGAUCAGCAAACGCUGGAAGGAGAAUCCCGCUCUGUGUGCGAACGUACCGACACAACAUCAGUUUGACCAAAAAAAGUGUUUGGUUCACGUGGUGAAGAGCAGCGCUGUGAGUUACAGUAAGAUCCGAGCGUUGAGCUCUCGCUGUCAGUUUGACGUGUGUCGUCACGAGCUCACUUUGGGCUGUAAGAGGAAGGAGGGCUGCUGCUUCGCUCACUCUCUCAUCGAGCUGCAGAUCUGGAUCCUGCAGAGAGACACUGGAACCACUCAUGAAGAGAUUGUACAGGAGUCUAAAAAACACUGGAACAAAGAACGUCCUGCAGUCAUAGCUUCAUGCUCACCAAACAAAAUCACUGCCGCCAAAUCAAAGAGUCCAAUCAGAAACGAUGAGACAAAUGGGAACAUGGGUCCUGUGCAGGGAACAGGAAGUGCUGAGGUCAAAGGUCACAGACUGGAGCUGAUGAUGAAGUUUGUGUGUGGUCAGUGCUGGAGAGACGGGCUGGUCAGUGAACCGGACCGAGCACUGAAAUACUGCACCGCUAAAGCCAGACACAGCUGGACCAAAGAUAGGAGGGUUUUACUGGUCAAAUCCCAAGAGAGGAAGAAGUGGGUCGCAGUGCGACCUUUGCCCUUUGCCAAGACCUUUCCUCAACAAUAUGACAUCUGUGUUCAUGUGCUGAAGCAGCGUAAAUGUCAUUACAUCGGGAACUGUAGUUUCGCUCACAGUCAGGAGGAGAAGGAUCUGUGGACGUACAUGAAGAACAACGGCUUCAGGGACAUCCAGCAGGUGUUUGACGUCUGGCUCUCGACCUCCAAUCAGAACAGAGCGUCUGACAGCACCUCACCAUCUCAGCCAAUGGAAGAGAAGCAGAUCACCAUGCCGACGGACUUUGCUGAAGCAUUGCUGAACAGUUUCUACUGUUCUCUGUGUGGGAAACACAGCAACAGUGAUCGGCAGUGGCAGCACCACAUCUUCACAGAGAAACACAAGCAGAGAGUGUUCAGCGGAGAGGGAGAGGACGAGAGUCUGGCCUGGUCCUAUCGCUUCCCUGGACCCUGUUUCUCCAUCUGUCCCAGGUUGGAAAAUGGCUGUGCUGAUGGUGUGAGUUGCGACUUUGCUCACAGUGAGGAGGAGCUUCAGGAGUGGUGCAAACGGAGGGAUUUCCUGCGCAGGAGGUUAAACGAAGCCAGAGCCAAAAUGCUGAUCUCUCCAACUGACAAUGAAUUUGGCAUCUUGAACUUCCUACUUCAGAAUCAGGACUAAACAAGCAAGCCUACAUUUGUACUUUGUUUAUGAGAUUUGAAUCAGGUGAGAGUUACUGCAGAUGCUGAUGAGUGUUCACAUGUUUUAAUCAAGCUGAAAGAUGUUAAACCUUUAGACUGAAAUACAUCACGCAGAACACGAUUCUGACGUCUGUGUUUGAUGAACGGAUCUUUUACUUCAUGUUGCUUAAAUAGACAAUAAAUGCUGUUCAUACACUUAAUAAACGUUUCAUCUGUUAGACAGCGAUCAGAACAUUUUGUCUUUCAGCUGUUGAUGUGCAUUUAAGUUCCUGGAUUUCUCCAGGAUUUGACAUGCAUGCAGUAUUUGUCCAGGACUUCAGUAAGACAAAGAGGACAGAUAUUAUUUUUUAAAGUUUGUUUUACUUUUACUGUAAUUCAGUUUAUAAAAGAAAAUGAAACUUACACGUUGAUCACAGUAUAAUGCAGUAAACAUUACUUUUGUGAAACAUGUUUAUUAUAGUAUCG